AUGGGUAUUUUUUUCUGGACAAAGACCAAAGCAGACGAUCUGGCGGAGAUUUUGCCUGACACGCCGGCCAAUGAGCCGGAGAUAGCCGACUACAGUACCGUGAACUCGGUCAAGUCGUCCAAGACGCUCAGACGAAGGGGCACUCUGAGACGGUUUUUCAGCGUGAAGCGCAAGAAGCAGGAGCUUGAUGCGUCCGAAACCAGCGACACAGCGGCAAACAGCAUGGUGAGCUCGCCCGAAUUGUUCAACGGAUCGUAUAUGUCGUUUGAUGAGUCGCGAACUAACCAGGCCAGCGCGUUCUCAGAUACACUUGAUCAGGAACAAGGGCCAGAGGACAACGAGUAUCCGCAUCUACGGCGGAACCGCAAAAAGGACACCACAUCGAACUAUCUGACGAUCAAGCGGCCAGACAACAAGCAGGAGCAGAAGGUUUCGGACAAGCCGCUGCCGAUCCAGCAGAUGUUUGAGCAGGAGUUUGCAAACGAGGGUAACGAGGAGAAUCUCGUGGUGCAGGAGACAAAACAGGAGAAAAAGGGACUUCGUCGGUCGUUGUCGCGACUAUUUAGCAAAAAGGACAAAGCCAAAGCCCACGAUAAGCUCGAAACAGGGUCGUUAUACCGUGACCAGGUGGACCCGUUGCCCAACUUCAAUUUCCGGUCGUUGAGACUGAACGACACUAUAAACAACAUCAAUAGAAGACCGGACUCGCCCAACCUGGCGAACGUGACCGUUUUCCCGGCCAGUUCAAAGAUCAUGACCAAUUUCGGCGUCGAGUCCGAGUCCAGCACGCAGUUCGAGGCGUUCGAGGUGCAGAAACCCAACAAGCUGCACCUGAACUCGGUCUGGAACGUUUGGGGCGAGUUUGCUUCCAAAAAAGACGAGGAUGGGGGCAAGUUGCGGAACCGGGUCAUUGAUAAGGUGUGGAAGACCAAACAGCUAUUAAAGAUUCUUGACAGCUGCGACGAGCUGUUGCUGUCGACAGAACCACCAGAAACUACCGGGGAGUCAAGGGUCCAUUUCUUCAAGUUUGGGCUUUCUCCACGAUACAGGAAAGAGCCGCUUCUGUACAACAGUGGUCGAGUGGUGAUCCGCAUUCCAAGCGAAGAGAUCGAGAAGGUGUGGCGUUCAGUGCUGGACGUUGUUCUAAAAGAGAAGCUGCUCUGGAGCAAUCUCGACAACAACAUUGUUGGAAUCUCGUGGAAGAAAGUGGCCACCAAGGAGGAGUACAAUCUGAUCUUAUGGCUGACGAAAGAAGGGUUUGACUACGAAAGCGUCUCGUCGCUGAUGAACGAGGUGAUGCUUCUGGUGACGGAUGAGUUGAAACCGCUGUUCACCUACUCAAAAUACUACGUCAACGCUAAUCACACUUAUCAUGCAAUUGAUCUGAAAGAAAUUAGAUGA
Molecule: messenger RNA, 1401 nt
Organism: Ogataea philodendri
Lineage: Eukaryota; Fungi; Ascomycota; Pichiomycetes; Pichiales; Pichiaceae
Exons: 1
Coding region: 1-1401 (466 amino acids)
Source: RefSeq, a predicted model, not a curated record